Messenger RNA from Trifolium pratense (red clover), 2492 nucleotides. Its product is annotated as protein ACCELERATED CELL DEATH 6-like. NCBI's taxonomy places the organism in Eukaryota, Viridiplantae, Streptophyta, Magnoliopsida, Fabales, Fabaceae. Gene Ontology annotation, molecular function: protein phosphatase 1 binding; protein phosphatase regulator activity. Gene Ontology annotation, cellular component: plasma membrane. Bases 124 to 2256 code for a protein of 710 amino acids. The record is from RefSeq and is a predicted model, not a curated record. The transcript has 4 exons.
AAAGUCACCAAUAGCACCUAAUAAUUAUAUUAUAACAUAUAUAUUUUCUGAGAGAACGAGCUUGAGCACUUUUCCAACAAUAUUUUGGGUAAAAAUAUAUUAAUCAACGGUUGAGAUUGUAAUAUGACUCCAAGACCAGAGAAAAAAAUAUUUUUUGCCGACCCAUUACAAGAUGAAGACAUAUCAAGAAACGAUCCUAGCAAUGAUAAGGAGGAACCUGAACUUAAAAUUGAACCUUCAGAAGUCACUGAAAUAAUUCCAAAAUGUUGUGAAUUUGAUAAUCAAAUUAAAUUGCUUAGUGAAGCAUAUCACUUGGUAUAUGGAGGUCCAACGAAUUUGUUGAAUGAUUCAACUAAUUUAACAGAAAUUAAGACUCCUAUGAACAAUACCGUGCUACAUAUUGCAUCUUUGUAUGGCAAUGAUGAAAUUGUGACACUUAUAAUUGAACAUUCUCCAAAUCUUUUGUUCAAAUUUAACAAAAACAAUGAUAGUGUCUUACAUGUUGCUGCAAGAGGUGGACACAUCUCAACCGUUAAAAUACUAUUAGCAAGUUAUGCUAAUUUUAAAAAGACGGAUAUAGCCACUGCAUGGUUAGAAUACACUGAGGAUGGUGAUUUAGAAGACUAUGAUGCCACGUCAAAUAUGAAGGACCUAUUAAAAUUUGUGAAAAAGGAGAAUAUUCAAGGAAACACUAUGUUCCAUGAGGCAAUGUUAUGUGGUGACAAGAAAAGCAUUGAUAAGUAUAAUAAUAUUUUCAAAAUUUGUGAAGUUUACUAUACAAAUGAUCGGUUUGGGAAAUCAUUGUCAAUGUGUUGUUAUGAAUAUGCAUUAAAUAUUGUUAACCAUGCAAAGAAAUCAGUGCUUUACAUUGCGGUUGAGAAUGGAGAUCAGGAUGCAGUCAAACUAAUCUUGGAGAAAUGCCCUAAGAAUGAUGCUAAGCCGGAGGGAUUAUCGCCGGUUGUUGCAGCAAUUAUGAAGCAUAAUCAAGAAAUAUUGAACCUCAUACUGAAAAACAAGCCAACUUGGAUCCAUUCAAGGGACAAACAUGAAAGGCUUCCUCUUCAUUAUGCAGCAUCAAUAGGUUAUCUUGAAGGUGUUGAUUUAUUACUUAUGAAAUGUAAAUGUUGCACAAUUCAAAGAGACAAAUAUGGAUAUUUCCCAAUUCAUCUAGCAUCUUAUGGUGGCCAUGUCGAAGUAGUAAACAAGUUUUUAGAAUAUUGUCCAGAUCCAACAGAGAUGCUUGACACUUCUCAUCGACGUAAUAUUCUUCACAUUGCAUCAAACCAUGGAAAACAUGAGGUGGUAUGCUAUAUACUACAAAGUGAUCAAGUUCGUAAACUUGAUAAGAAUCAUAAGAUGAUAAAUCAAAAGGAUAGUGAAGGAAAUACUCCUUUGCAUUUGGCUGCGAAAUCAUGUCAUCCUAAAACCGUUUUUUACUUAACUUGGGAUCAAAGAGUGGAUCUUGAUGUUACUAACCAAAACAGCGAAACACCUCUUGACGUUAUUAAUGCAACUUCUCAACUGAGAAAUCCGUCCACGAGACAGCAACUUACUCGUGUUGCGCUAAAUUCUGCUGGUGCAAAACCAAGUGACACAACAGACUCUCCAAAAUUGAUCAAGCAGAGUAAUGAGAAGAAGGAAUCUGAAACCGAAGUACAUAAAGAACUAAUUAGUGACUCAAAGAAGUCGAAUGAGAGUAUUGAAAAGUCGAAUGAGAGUAACGAAAAUGUCUCCAACACACCACAAUAUUUCUUUUUGACAGGCUCCAACACACAUUAUAAAGACAGGGUUGAGACACUUACAUUGGUUUCAACUCUUAUAAUCACUGCAUCAGUAGCUGCAUGUUUUGCUGUUCCGGGUGAAGCAGAAGGAAAGGCACACAACCUAUAUCAUGCAAUGUUUCAAUUGUUCAUCUUCUUCAUCACAAUAUCAUUGUUCAGUUCCAUUAGUUCCACUAUCAUGCUCUUUUGGACAACACUUGGAUUAUCUCAAUUGGCAACUUUCUCUCUCAAAAUUGUUAUGCCACUUCUUGGAAUUGCUCUCAUUUCACUAACUUUGGCUUUCAUGGCUGGUCUCUACACUGUUAUCGGUAAACUUACUUGGUUGGCCACUCUCUUUCUGGUUGUGAGUGUGAUUUUUGUUUUGCUUGUGAUUCUCUUGUACACUGUCCUUUUCCUCCCCUCGUCGUCAAGUAGAAAGUUCUUCCGAUACAUUUCCUAUUACCCCUUUCUUUUCCUAGCAUGGCUCGCAGAAUAAAUUCGAUCCUCUGCAAUGGCUGCACAUAUAUUGAAUUUGAAUAUGUUGGGGUCGACAUUAAAUUAAAUAAAUUCCACUUGAAUGUAAUAUAUAUUGUUCUUUUUGGAAUAUAAAUAAAUGUAAUAUAUAUUGUUUCUACAUAUCCACAUGAAUUUCUCUUUGUAUUUAUGAUAACGAUGAAUACAUCAAUGUAUACCAAAGAAAACUGUUAAAAUUAACAAGUUUUCUAUUUCUUU